Salpingoeca rosetta is the source of this 1731-nucleotide messenger RNA. RefSeq lists its product as uncharacterized. NCBI's taxonomy places the organism in Eukaryota, Choanoflagellata, Craspedida, Salpingoecidae. The transcript has 12 exons. The coding region runs from base 1 to 1731 and encodes 576 amino acids. Gene Ontology annotation, biological process: ceramide transport; intermembrane lipid transfer. Gene Ontology annotation, cellular component: cytoplasm; membrane; cytosol. Gene Ontology annotation, molecular function: ceramide 1-phosphate transfer activity; ceramide 1-phosphate binding. The record is from RefSeq and is a predicted model, not a curated record.
AUGGCGGAGGUGCGAGGACAGGCGCUGCUGUGGAUCGGCUACUGGCAAGGGUGCAAACGGUGGCAUGUGCACACCUUUCAGGUGGAGGGCGACCAACUUGUGAUUCGGCCACGAGAUGACGAGAGCGCCGGAGAGACACUCACGCUCGACCUCGCCACCUGCGUCAUCGAAGGCACGGACGACCUUCGCUUCACCAUCAAGUCCGGGGAGCAGACGUACCACUUCCAAGCUGGCUCAGAAGAUGAGCGACAACGGCUCGUCGUGAGUCUAAGCAGCGCCAAGAUCUUCAGCAAGAGCUUGAUUGAUGCCCAGACCAUGCCGGAGCAGGGCGGUGGCGACGACGAAGCAGCAGAAGAGGAAGAGCAGGAUGCCACAGUUGAUACGGAGCAGCUGCGUGCCCAAAUCAAGGGCAUCGUCGAUAACCUGCAGCGCUACGUCCGAGCCACCGAGCAGACUCUCGCAAACUUCAAGUUGCCGGCCAAAGCAGCUGUGAAGGCCUCUGAGCUGCACUACAACUUCAACUGCAUCAUGCAGUCGUGUGAGGAUCUCAACAGCGCCCUGGCCGUCGUCUCGGACGUGUCCAUUGCCGGUGUCGCCGUGCGCGACGAGAGGCGCCGCUUCCUCCACCCCACACCACAGAAACACCAACACCAACACCAGCAGCCGCAGCAGCAGCAGCAGCAAGUGGAGGCAGCACACGUGCAAGCAGCAGCAGCAACAAACGGCCAUUCGCAGGUGGUGACGGCUGGGGAAGAUUCGCCAGCAGGGAAAGUUGAAGGAGAAGGUGAAGGAGAAGGAAACAAUGCAACGAUGGUGACUGGCGAUAACGGCGAGCAUGCAGAGGAGUCCCGAGCACCUGACGCCCAGCAGCAAAACACACCAGCAAGCACAGCGAUGGCAGAAGACGGGCAGCCGACACCUGAACACACACAGCAGCAGCAGCACGCCAACGACGAUAACAACAACAACAAGGCAACAUUUGCAACACUUGCAGAAGAACCCACCGCACUGGCGAAAGCAGAAGCAGGCGAGAGCGCAGCAGUCACAACCACCACCUUUGAUGCAGAUGCACCGGCAACAUCGACGACACUCAUGCAAGAGAGCAAAGAGGAGGGAGAAGAGGAGGACGAGGAGGAAGACGACAACGCGACGUUCUUCCGGACCGUUUCUCCGUCAUUUUCCCAGUUUGCAAAUCACGCGCCUGGCGCUGGUGCUGUGGACACCCGCACGUUCCUCGACGCCGCCAGGGAGAUGCUGCCGCUAAUUGCGCAGCUCGGCACGACGAUGACGCCCGUAAAGAGCGACAUUCUGGGAAACAUCAAGAAACUCGAGCGCGCAUAUGAGCAGGAUCCACAGGGAAGAGCCACCCUGGACCUUCUCAUCCAACACGAGAUUGACGCAGGCACGACAACGGCAAAGGAUGCUGCUACAGAUGCGCUGCUGUGGCUCAGGCGCGCACUGGAGUUUAUCGAGCACUUCCUCCUCAUGGUCAGCGAGGGCGAGGACAACCUGGCCAAGGCCGCCGGACACGCCUAUGAGAUUUCACUUCGCAAGCAUCACAACUGGAUGAUUCGGCAAGUGUUCGGCCUGGCCAUGCGCUCCCUUCCCGAAUACAGAACGUUCAUGGACUUCUUGGGCAGCGCAGAGGAUGAGCAGAAACUGCGUGAUAUGCAAGCGUACGCGCUGGGCGUUCGCAACGCUCGCUUGUCUGUGACUGUGCCAGAACCCUGA